CUGUACUGUCGUCUGUCAGUGUCAUCGUGUCAUGGAUAAACACAGAUUUUAUCCGUAAUCCUGAAGAUUAGUUUGUCUAUGUGAGCUUUCUAAUGAAUAUUUUAAACAAACGAAAUUAGAUAUAAUGGACGAAUUUUCAACCAAUUUAAAUAAUUUACUCCAACAAAAUGAUACAGAUAAUAUUCUUAUUUUAUUGAAAUCCUCUAACAAAAAAGAUAUACCGUUGAAAAGCUCGACGUUGAUCAAGACACUUUUAAAAUACAAACAUAAAGAAGUUAUAUUGUUGAUAACAGAAUUAAUUGCUGACUGGGCCAAAGAUGCUAAUAGUAGGAAAAUAUUGAGUGAGAAGGAAAUAAUACAAUUGCUUCUCAAUCUUCUGGAAUCAGGAGAUGACAUUGUUUUAAAUGUAGUAAGAGCACUUGGCAAUAUAUUUUAUGAAAAUGAGGAUGCUACCAAAAUGCUGGAUAAAAAUGAUCUUGAUAAAAUAUUGAAAAUGUUUUAUGAUUUAAAACCAAGUGAUAAUAUUUUAUUGCUGUCAAAGAUUAGUGGAUUAUUAUUGAAUAUUUUCAUCAGUAAUGGAAAACUUAAGUUUGUUGAUAAAAAUCAAAUAUUAAAUCACAUAACGUCAAUUUUAGAAAAACAAUCUGAUAUUCAAAAUAGUGAUAGUACUUAUAAUUCAUAUCUUCUUCAAAUUGUGUACACUUUGAUGGUUGAAUAUGAUAAUCAAAUAAUUUAUUCUGAAGAACUGCAUAAAAUCAUAAUAGAUAUUCUAAAGAACUCAGAUAUUCCCGACCUGGAAUUGAUAUGCUUACAGAUUCUUUAUAAUUCUUCUGAAAAAGAUAAUGUGCAAUUGCUACUUGCAAAGUCAAAUGUGUGUGAAAAAAUUUUCGAACUUAUUGAGAAAUACAAGGAGUUUAUAGAGGAUGAUGAAAGUAGAUCAAUUUUAAAUAUGGCCUGCGAUCUCAUCAACAAUAUCCUGAUAGAAGAUGAAGGCAUGAAAUUGCUUUAUGACCAAGGACAUGGAGAGGUAUAUAAAAAUUGUAUAAAAUGGUUAGAUUCAGAUGAUGAAGACUUGUUGGUGGCUGCAAUACUGGCCGUUGGAAAUUUUGCAAGAAAUGAUGCAAAUUGUAUAUCUAUAGUAAAAGAAGGAAUAUCAAAGAAACUAAUAGAUCUUUUGCAGAACUAUUCUCGAAAAUAUGACAAUACAAAUUUGUUACAUUCUUUAUUGAGUACUCUGAAGAAUUUAGUGGUUCCUAAAGAAAACAAGUCCAUUAUUCUUGAAGAAGGCCUGUUUAAUGCCAUAAAGUCUGUUUUACAGAUGAAAGAAGAUAUUACUAUAUUCAAACUAUUAGGAACACUAAGACUUGUUAUUGACGGACAAGAAAUGGCCGCAAGAAACAUCAUGUCAGACCAAAUAUUCCUUGAAAAAUUGGUGAAUUGGUUCGAGAAUCGUUACCAUCUUGGAGUGAGAAUAGAAGCAGCUAGACUUUUAGCUUGGCUUAUCAAGGGCUGUCACUCAUGGAAGUCAAUGCAGUAUAUUAUAAGAACGGAUGGAGCAAUUGCUUGUUUAGUGUCAAUAUUUCCUUCAGUGAAUGCAAUUAUGGAAAAUGAAGCACUAGUCGCUUUGAAUUUACUUACUAUAUCAAUAACACAAUAUCAUGAUGUUGAUGGUUUGGAGGCAGCUGAUGUAGAGAAAAAUAAAAUAGAAUUUGUGAAACAAGUAGUGAAAGCUGAUAUUGCAACAAUUUUGCCAUAUGAAAGAAUAUUUCGACAUAGUGAACAGAUGCUGGAUAACCUGAUUAGCCUAUUAGAAAAACUUUUAGGUUUUGAGGAUGUACUGCAGCAUUUUAUUGAGAAGCAAACAUCUAAAGAAUUGAACCUACAUGUUCAUAUUAUUGAAUCUCAGAAUUCCAUUGACAAGAUUCAGAAGAUCAUAUCGCAAUUAUCAGUUUAGAUCUUUAAAAUAUCAGCCUGUACAUCCUUUGAGAGCUUUAAUUAAAAUAAUAGUCAAUAUUAAGCUUAAAAACUUUCUUAAGAGUCACUUGCAGCCUUAGACUUUUUAAUAGUUUCAAGGCUUAAUGCAUGAACACAAUUUUUAAAAAUAUUGUAAUAAAUAUUUAUUAUUUCCUCAACAAUCUUAUGAUAUAGAAUAAUUUUUGUGGUAUAAAUUACCUCCAAUGCACAAUAUUAUCUUUCUAGAAUAUUUCCUUAAGAUAUUUAAAUAUUUUAAGUCUGUAUGUUCUUUCAAGAAUUUUAUCUUACCAUUUUUGUUAUUGAACUUAUUUGAUUCACAAAUAUAAAAGUAGGAAAUUCA
Molecule: messenger RNA, 2314 nt
Organism: Harmonia axyridis
Lineage: Eukaryota; Metazoa; Arthropoda; Insecta; Coleoptera; Coccinellidae
Gene: vimar
Product: rap1 GTPase-GDP dissociation stimulator 1
Exons: 5
Coding region: 125-1954 (609 amino acids)
Biological process (GO): positive regulation of GTPase activity
Cellular component (GO): cytosol
Molecular function (GO): protein binding; guanyl-nucleotide exchange factor activity
Source: RefSeq, a predicted model, not a curated record